Stegodyphus dumicola is the source of this 1968-nucleotide messenger RNA. RefSeq names its product facilitated trehalose transporter Tret1-like. The record is from RefSeq and is a predicted model, not a curated record. Gene Ontology annotation, cellular component: membrane. Gene Ontology annotation, molecular function: sugar transmembrane transporter activity. Gene Ontology annotation, biological process: carbohydrate transport; transmembrane transport. Lineage: Eukaryota; Metazoa; Arthropoda; Arachnida; Araneae; Eresidae.
CUCAUUUAACGCGUUUUUUUAACCUAAAGAUAAACAUGAAAACAGGUAGUAUUUAUUUAAAAGAAGUGAUAAACACGAAGCUAUAAUAAAACGCGUCGUUUUCAACAGCGUCAUAACUGAUCUGCAAAACACUCUGAUUUAUACUGUGUAACAUCUAUUCUUGUUCUCCGGUUGUGACUCGCGCUUUCAAUAUAUAUGAUAAUAAUACGAUAAGAUAAAGGUGAUUAAUGCUUCAAAAAAUUGCGACGUCUCUAAUCAGAAAAUUCAUAAAAGUAGUGCAGCUGAUUUCUUUUUAGAUGGAUUCAUUUUCAGGUUGAAACUGAUCGAAAUUAAAACUGAAACUAUGCGUGUUAACGCUGACUCCAAAAGUGAAAUCGAAAAUAAGCAUGGAUUCCGAAAAAUGUAUAUCGCAGCCGCGGCAGCUUUGUCGUUUGCUACUGCAGUGGGAAUGGCUUGUGGUUACUCAGCAUCAGCGACCGCUGAUAUGAAAAGGAAAAGUAGUCCUGUACACCCCGAUAAAGGUCAAAUAGCUUGGAUUGGUAGCAUACUCGCACUAGGAGCUCUCUUUGGAGGUAUCAUCGCAGGUUACUUAUCAAAUAAACUUGGAAGAAAAGGAACCUUGAUAUUCACAUCUGUCCCAUUUUUAGCAGGUUGGCUUUUCAUUGCCUACGCGGAUCACUUAGUGUACGUUUACACUGGACGUUUUAUUACAGGCAUUUGCGUUGGCAUUACUUGUGUUACUACGCCAGCCUAUUUAGUAGAAAUAUCGACACCAGAUGUUCGGGGUCUACUUGGUUCAUCAUUUCAAUUAUUCAUUGUUGUCGGAGUGCUUAUAGUAAACGGACUAGGAGCAGUCCUUACCUGGGAAUGGUUAGCAAUACCAUCUUGCGUGCUUUUAAUUUCAUCAACAAUAGCCAUAUGUUUUAUUCCAGAAUCUCCCAGGUGGUUGAUAGGCAAAGGCGUUUAUCAAGAAGCAGUAGUAGCUGUAAAAUUCCUCCAGGGUGAUUACCUUGAUGCAUCAGCAGAGUGUGUAGCGAUUGAUGAAGAUUUACGUCUUCAACCAAAAGGUGCAAUAUCUCUAAAAGAACUCCGGAAACCAGAAAUUUAUAUAUCAGCUUUAAUAUCAUUUUCAUUGGUAUUUUUUCAGCAGACAUCAGGCUCGAAUGCAGUCUUAUUUUAUACUGUAGAUAUCUUCAAAGCAGUAAGUUCAUCUCUGGAUCCGAAUGUUGCCACUAUUGUAAUCGAUGUUGUAUUGGUCGUUGCCACAGCUAUUAGUGCCUCAUUGUCAGAUAAAGCCGGCAGAAAAUCGUUGCUAAUCUUUUCAGGAAUCGGAAUGGCAGUGAGUUUAACUGUCCUAGGAACAUACGAUUAUGUUGGAACUACUAAUACAACAUUUAGAGAAAAUUAUGGAUGGAUUCCUUUAGCAAGCCUCAUCGCCUAUAUUGCAGCAUUCUCUAUAGGAUAUGGACCUAUUCCUUGGUUGAUGAUGGCCGAACUGACACCAGUCAGAGCACGUAGUUUAAUAUGCGGUGCUGCAACUGCAAUUUGUUGGUUUUUUGUUUUCGUAAUAACUAAGACUUUUCAGGCUCUGGAACUUUCCAUUCAUGACUAUGGAGCCUAUUACGUAUAUGCUGGCUUUUCAUUGCUUUCCUGCAUAUUUACUUACUUUUUUGUUCCAGAAACUAAAGGUAAAAACUUUGAAGACAUCCAGCAAUACUUUAUGAGUUACUUUCCUAAGAAAAAUGCACAAAUCAAAUACGAAGAAAUGUCAUAAAAUAAUUAUUAUUAACUGAGUUUUUCUUUUAUAAAGACAAAUAACAUUUAUGCCUUGUUGAAUGUAAUUUAAAAUAUUAUUUGAGAGAAUUAACUUUUAAAACUACGUUGAAUUAAAUUAUAUACUUCUGAAAUUAUGUGUUCUGAAAUAAGUUAAGAAAAAAUAAAGAAGGUGCAAAUUAAUUAUCUUCAUAA